AUGGCUAUUUCUACUCAUGGUUUUAUUCGGAAUUACCGAUUUGUCAUAGGUGCUCUGACGGUUUUGAUGUUGAUCCUUAUGUUAAAGUUAUCAGCAAGUCCUAUUCCAUUUAAAGAUCCUAAAGCUACAAGUUAUGGUUCAGAUACUUAUAAGAUAUUACCUAUUAGCAAUAAGCCAGGGUAUGUUGAGGACAAACUCUCUCAAGCUGGCAACCCGGAUGUGGCUAAUGCUGUGAUGGAAGAUUUGGCGAACAGCUCAUCACAGAGUAAUAAGAACGCAAAGUGCGACAAGGACCACAAGUAUAUCAUAAUGAUUGAUGCUGGAUCUACUGGUUCCCGUAUUCAUGUCUACGAGUUUGAUGUAUGUACUCAGCCUCCUACACUUGUCGAAGAAAAGUUCAAAAUGUUAGAACCAGGUCUCUCUUCGUUUGAUACAGAUGCUGCAGGUGCUGCGGCUUCACUUGACCCAUUACUAAAAGUUGCAGUUGAUUUUAUUCCAGCUAGUAAAAGGUACUGUUCACCUGUGGCUGUUAAGGCUACUGCUGGAUUGCGUCUAUUAGGGGAAGAAAAGUCCACUAAAAUCCUCAAUGCUGUCCGUACGCAUUUGGAAAAAGAUUUCGAUUUUCCUGUAGUGGAGCGUGAUGGUAUUAGUAUUAUGGGCGGCGACGAAGAGGGCGUCUAUGCUUGGAUCACAACCAAUUAUUUGCUCGGAAACGUUGGUACAGAUGAAAAGAGCCAUACAGCAGCAAUAUUCGAUUUGGGAGGUGGUUCGACACAGAUUGUGUUUGAACCUAACUAUCCAGUAGAUGAGCCAUUGCUAGAAGGUGAUCACAAAUACCAGUUAGACUUUGGAUCUCACAAAUACACGUUGUACCAAUAUUCGCAUUUAGGGUACGGUCAGAUGGAAGCCAGGAAUAAAAUAAAUUCCCAAGUAGUGGAAAAUGCUAUAAAGAACAAGGUCAUCAAGGAUAAUCUCGAUACCGUUCACGAAAUUGUCUCACCAUGUUUAGCACCUGGAACUAGGAUCGAGAAGGCCAAGGUCACCGUAAACGCGAAAACCUACACCGUCAAUUUCAAGGCUCCACCUGAACCUGCAUAUUCACAAUGCAGAGCAUUGGCGGACAAGAUUCUAAAAAAGGAUUCCGACUGUAAACUUCUACCUUGCUCCUUUAAUGGUAUUCAUCAGCCAUCAUUGGUACAUUCCUUCCACUCAACAUCAGAUUUGUACGUAUUCUCAUACUUCUAUGAUAGAACUGCCCCACUUGGACUACCUUCCUCAUUCUCCCUCCAAGAGUUCAAAGACGUGAACAGAAUGGUAUGUAUGGGAAAGGAAUCUUGGCCGUCAUAUUUCGGUGGUAUUGAAGGGGCCUUAGAAAGCCUCUCAAAGCAGCCUAACUGGUGCUUAGACCUGACUUACCAACUCUCACUACUACAAAAUGGGUACGAUAUUCCGCUUCAUAGAGAGUUGAAGACUGCAGCUACUAUCAAGGGUAAAGAGCUCGGAUGGUGCUUGGGCGCAUCUUUAGCCGUCCUCCAAGCCGACAACUUGGAGUGCAAGGUCAUGAAGGAAUCAAAGGUAUAA
Molecule: messenger RNA, 1581 nt
Organism: Eremothecium sinecaudum
Lineage: Eukaryota; Fungi; Ascomycota; Saccharomycetes; Saccharomycetales; Saccharomycetaceae
Gene: GDA1
Product: guanosine diphosphatase
Exons: 1
Coding region: 1-1581 (526 amino acids)
Biological process (GO): nucleoside diphosphate catabolic process; protein N-linked glycosylation
Cellular component (GO): membrane; Golgi apparatus
Molecular function (GO): GDP phosphatase activity; UDP phosphatase activity
Source: RefSeq, a predicted model, not a curated record